Quercus robur (English oak) is the source of this 1909-nucleotide messenger RNA. RefSeq lists its product as uncharacterized. Gene Ontology annotation, cellular component: eukaryotic translation initiation factor 3 complex; cytoplasm. Gene Ontology annotation, molecular function: translation initiation factor activity. The coding region runs from base 163 to 1734 and encodes 523 amino acids. The record is from RefSeq and is a predicted model, not a curated record. The transcript has 7 exons. Gene Ontology annotation, biological process: translational initiation. Lineage: Eukaryota; Viridiplantae; Streptophyta; Magnoliopsida; Fagales; Fagaceae.
UUCACAAUAACCAAAAGUCCAAAAUCAUCCAAAAACCCAAAUAUCAAAAACGAUAGAUCCGUUUCUCUCUCUCCCCCACAGUAACGCAUAAACCCUAACCUCUGUCUCCUCUCACUCUCUCUUCCUCUUCUCUCAGCCUCAAACGCUUUGCUAACCCAAAAAAUGGCGAACUUCGAUCACGACGACGCACCACCCAACUCGGCGGCUCCACCACCAGCAGCCUCCUCCGAUGCCCUCGGGUACGACCCGAAUUUCGUACCCGACUCCGUCAAAUCCUUCGUGGUUCACCUGUACCGUCACAUCCGAGAGAAAAACGUGUACGAGAUCCACCAGAUGUACGAGACCUCGUUCCAGACACUCUCCGAGCGACUCUUCAAGGACACGCCGUGGCCCUCGGUGGACGCCGUCGCUCACUACGUCGACAACGACCACGUGUUCUGCCUCCUCUACCGUGAGAUGUGGUUCCGGCACUUGUACGCGAGGCUUUCACCUACGCUGAAGCAGAGGAUCGAUUCUUGGGACAAUUACUGUAGCUUGUUUCAGGUUGUGCUUCACGGUGUUGUGAACAUGCAGCUGCCGAAUCAGUGGCUUUGGGAUAUGGUGGAUGAGUUUGUGUACCAGUUUCAGAGCUUCUGUCAGUAUAGAGCUAAGAUGAAGAACAAGACAGAACAAGAGAUUGCGCUUCUCACUCAAUUCGAUCAGGCUUGGAAUGUGUAUGGUGUGCUUAACUUCUUGCAAGCACUUGUGGAGAAGUCCAUGAUCGUUCAGAUUCUUGAGCAGGAGAAAGAGGGUUUAGAACAAUUUACUUCGACAGAUGGAUAUGAUUACAAUGGAGGGAGUAAUGUCUUAAAGGUAUUGGGCUAUUUCAGCAUGGUGGGAUUGCUGAGGGUUCAUUGCCUUUUAGGUGAUUAUCACACUGGUUUAAAGUGUUUACAGCCUAUUGACAUUAGUCAACAAGGUGUUUAUACAAGUGUGAUAGGAAGCCACAUUACCACCAUAUAUCAUUAUGGGUUUGCCAAUUUAAUGUUGCGGAGGUAUGUGGAGGCAAUUCGUGAAUUCAAUAAGAUUCUAUUGUACAUUUACAAGACCAAGCAAUAUCAUCAGAAGUCUCCACAGUAUGAGCAAAUACUAAAGAAGAAUGAGCAGAUGUAUGCCUUGCUGGCUAUUUGCCUUUCACUUUGUCCCCAAGUGAAGCUUGUUGAGGAAACUGUGAACUCUCAGUUGCGGGAGAAGUAUGGUGAAAAGAUGAUCAGAAUGCAAAGAUAUGAUGAUGAGGCAUUUGCUAUUUAUGAUGAGCUCUUCUCAUAUGCAUGCCCUAAGUUCAUUACCCCCUCGGCUCCAAGUUUUGAGGAGCCUCUUGUAAAUUACAACCAGGACGCCUAUAGGCUUCAGUUGAAACUAUUCCUUUAUGAGGUGAAGCAACAACAGUUAUUAUCAGGCGUGAGGACCUUCUUGAAAGUGUAUUCAACCAUCUCUCUUGGGAAGCUUGCAAACUAUAUGGAAGUUGAUGAACCCACGUUGAGGACUAUCUUGAUGACAUACAAGCAUAAGACGCAUGCUGUUGAUGGUGAUGGAAAAAUUAUAUCCAAUGCUGAUUUGGAUUUCUACAUUGACGAUGACAUGAUUCAUGUUGUUGAAUCUAGACCAGCUAAGAGAUAUGGGGACUACUUCUUGAGACAGAUUGUCAAGCUUGAAGGGGUGAUCACUGAUGUGGACAGGAUAAAGCUGGAAUGAGUUGCCCACCACCGUCUAGUGUUGGCCCCUGUGGUCAUGCCUUUGUCCUUUUCGAUUCUUAUACUAGACAACGUUUUUUUUUUCCUUUACCUAUUUAUCAUUUCCAUGCCUUUUUGAAUUAGUGGUUGUGGUUAGCUAUUUAAUAUGUGAUUCAAGUUGCGGUGCAUUUCUUAAA